Hippopotamus amphibius kiboko is the source of this 948-nucleotide messenger RNA. RefSeq names its product olfactory receptor 10T2. Gene Ontology annotation, biological process: G protein-coupled receptor signaling pathway. Lineage: Eukaryota; Metazoa; Chordata; Mammalia; Artiodactyla; Hippopotamidae. The record is from RefSeq and is a predicted model, not a curated record. The transcript has a single exon. Bases 1 to 948 code for a protein of 315 amino acids. Gene Ontology annotation, molecular function: olfactory receptor activity; G protein-coupled receptor activity. Gene Ontology annotation, cellular component: membrane.
AUGAAAGGUUUCAAUAGAACCACUGUGUUUACACAGUUCAUCCUGGUGGGCUUUUCUAGCCUGGAGGAGCUCCAACUGCUGCUUUUUGUCAUCUUCCUUCUCCUGUAUUUGGUAAUCCUGAUGGCCAAUGCAGCCAUCAUGGCUGUUAUCUGCUUCUGCAGGACUCUACACACUCCCAUGUAUGGUUUCCUAUUCAUCCUUUCCUUUUCUGAGUCCUGCUACACUUUUGUCAUCAUCCCUCAGCUGCUGGUCCACCUGCUUUCAGCCACCAAAACUAUCUCCUUCAUUGCCUGUGUUACCCAGCUCUUCUUCUUCCUUGGCUUUGCCUGUACCAACUGCUUUCUCAUUGCUGUGAUGGGAUAUGAUCGCUAUGUGGCAAUUUGCCACCCACUGAGGUACACACUCAUCAUGAACAAAAGGCUAGGGAUGGGGUUGAUAUCUCUGUCUGGAGUCACGGGCUUCUUUAUUGCUUUGGUGGCCACCAACCUCAUCUGUGACAUGCCUUUUUGUGGACCUAACAGAGUCAACCACUAUUUCUGUGACAUGGCACCUGUUAUUAGGUUGGCCUGCACAGACACCCGUGUAAAAGAACUGGCUCUCUUCAGCCUCAGCAUUCUGGUAAUCAUGGUGCCUUUUCUGCUAAUUCUCAUAUCCUAUGGCUUCAUCAUUAACACCAUCCUGAAGAUCCCUUCCACUGAAGGCAAAAGAAAAGCCUUUGCCACCUGUGCCUCACACCUCACUGUGGUCUUUGUCCACUACGGGUGUGCCUCCAUCAUCUACUUUCGGCCAAAAUCCAAGACUGCCUCAGACAAAGACCAGUUAGUGGCAGUGACCUACACUGUGGUUACUCCCCUACUUAAUCCUCUUGUCUAUAGUCUCAGGAACCAGGAGGUGAAGACUGCACUGAAAAGACUUCUGGGAAUGCCUGCAGCAAAAAAGGUGAUUUAA